AAACCUCCUUAAAACCUUCCUCCCUCCUCCUUCUAUCUCUAGUUCUGCCACCAUCUCCCAACACUCUCAAACGCAGAGAGAGAGAGAGAGAGAGAGAGAGAGAGAGCAAAAAUGGUGCUCUCUCGUCUUCUUCAAGUAAAAUCAAGACCUGUUUUCCAAAGACGAGGGCCUGUGAACCCACCAAAGUGGUGGUGGCGUUACUGCACCUAUUCCUCUUCCAGUGCUGAGGCUCAGAAGUCCGCCAAGUUUGAUUGGGGCGAGGCUCAGAAGUCAUCAUCGCAUUCAAAGAAACUCAUUUUGGCCAAGGAACAAAAGGCCACUGCUGUGGAAUCAUUCGUCGCCAAAUAUAUGGAAACACAUCAAGGGACCUUCCCUAAGACCACAUACGUACAUAGCAACGUGGGAGGAUCAUGGUACACUGUCAAAGGAAUUCUGACCCACCUAAAGGAAAAAAUGGUGGGAAAUCCUCAACUCCAGAAUCACUCUACCAGUGAAACAUCAGAUUCUACAGUUGAUGUAACAGCUACAGAGGUCACUACAGCUCAAAAAAGUGAAACUACUAGUGAACUCAUUGAGGUCAAAAGUACAGUGAUGAAUUUUGAACUUAAUAAUGACAACACAUUGCCAAGUUCAACAUCCGGCAUGUCGAGGGAGUACUCAUCUGAGAACAUGAUAAAUGUACCAGAUUUUGAGAGUGUCCAAACACGUAGUAACUCUGAUAACACUGAAACUGUUAAACUUGAGACUAUAGUUCAAUCAUCAACAUCCUUGCCGAAUUUUGGCAAUAAUGAGAAGAAUUGUACCAAUUCAACCUCUCACAUACUGGAAGAAUCUUCUUCAGCGGACUCUGUCAUUCUAGAAGCUUCCAAUGAAUAUGUUAAUGGACGCCAAAACAAUCAACCUGAAACUGAAAAGAUGACUUCUGCAAGCCCAACCCCGAAUGGGAGCUCUGAGGUGGGUGGAAAGCAUUCUGUACCAUUUGGUGGGCCUCAAAAGACAAUGGGGAUAGCAGAUCUUUUAAUGAGGACAGGGGAGAUGACUAGUGAAAGGAAUGAUAGUGUGACACCCAGUAGUCCUGACUUUUUAAAUGAAGCAAUGGGAAGAGGUGAAGAAAAAGGUUGCGAUAGAUUGGGUUUAAUUGACUACAUUAAGGAGAUGCCUGAAGGGAAAUCAAAUCCUAGAUCCCACAACAGUACUACAUCCAAUAACAAUGAUCAAACCAGCAAUAAAAGUGCAAUUAAAGGGAUGCAACGUGAGUCUAAUUCUGCAAGGUCUGACAAUAGGGGAAGAAAUAGUCCAAUGCAUGGCCGCACUAUGGUUAAGGAGAUCAACAGCUUCAAGGGAAGUGAGGGUAAUAUACAUGAAGGUUCUCUGUUCGAAUUAUUUUUUGAUACGAAUCCCACGAGGAAGGAUAGUAAAGGAAGUGGUGCAGAUAUUGCUGCCCUCGAUUCCAUAAAGUUAAAAUCAAGCCAGGAAAUUAUGUUUACAACGAGCAAACAUGACUUCAAAAAGACUUGGAAUGCUCGUCUGGCUGAAAAAGAAGCUGAUGCCAACAAAGUGUUGGUGAGAUUCUUGCAUGUAUCGGUCAAAAGGAGUGACAUAGAGACACUAUUCAAUCAUUGUGGGUGCAUUACAAAGAUUGAUUUUCAUUCUAAAGGAGGCUUAUUCAAAAUUGCAUGCAUUUACUUUGAGACGAAAGAAGGGAUGCAGAAUGCUCUUCAAAAAACUGGUCUGAUUCUGAGAAAUAUAAAUCUCAUUGUUGAAGCAGCUCAUUCUAAGGAUAACAUCCCCAGAAAAACUUUAAUUCCUAACCUGAUUGGUUAUCCUGAGGUUCCAGCCUCAUUAGUGAAGAAUCCAACCCGAACGGUGAUGAUCAGACAGCUGACUGCUGACAUAAACUCUCGUGACAUUGAAGAAGCUCUUGCCUUCUGUGGAAGCAAAAUAUCUGGUUUUUUCUUUGGUUCUUCAAGUUCUAUUGCUUAUGUGGAAUUGGCGACAGAAGAGGCCAAACAAAGGGCACUUGAAAGGAACUCGAUUAUUGUAUCAGGAAAGCUGUUACGAAUCUUCAGAAUAGAUGCACCAAGAACAACUGUAGUUAGGAUUUCGAACCUUUGCUAUCCGGAAGUGCAAAAUAAAUUUGAAGGCAUAUGUGGGUCUUACGGGCGGGUCAAGCAUGUAGUUGUGAGAUCCAAGGACAUUGUGGAUGUACAUUUCAAUAUUACCGAGUGGCCAAACAUGUUGAGGAUUGUUAAUGGAUUGAAUGGAUUGCAAGUUUACAAUAGCCAAUGGAUAGCUCAACCAGCACCUGUCUUCCCUCCGGAGGUUCUUCAUGUUCUUUGGAAUCACCCAGAUGAAAGAAGGAAUCUGAAAACACAGAUUCACAGAUCAUUGCAAAAGCUUGUAGAGUAUCCUACUGCUCAUCAAGUUGGGUUAGCUUCCAUGGCAAAUGAAUACUAUGGCACAUCCUGUGAAUGAGUGAACUUUUACGAACUUUGAUUCCAUUAAUUAACAUCACUUGUUUUGAAGGGAAUGGUCUCUGCCCAGUUUGGAUAUGUUCCUCUGUGGAGAAUUAUAUGUGUUAUUAAGUUAAUUGAAGAUGAGGUUCUCCUGAGGUUCACUUUCGGUAAAAACUGUUCACUUUUGGUUGUAGAAGAUGAAAUUGUUUACUUCUGGUUCCCUUGAUUUGUAAUUGUAAUCACUGCAGAGUGGCCUGCUAAAUCCACAAGGCCAAGGAUCCUGUCCAUGAAGUCUUUCCAUCUGUCGUAAUUCACUCUCAACAUGCGCGAGAAAUCUCGAAAUACAAAUUUUGGUGUAGCGUCACGGACAGAGAUACCCAGAGCAGUCUAUGUCUAGAUCUAUCUCUUGAUUACACAUCGGAAGCUUCCUUCAUAUAUUUAGUGCAACCUGAGAGUGCAUUGUAGAUGGACAGAAACUCAAGAUACAAGAUCCCAGGUCUAUCCACAAUUUGGCGUUUCACUUUUGUAAACAAACAAUGAUGACAUUUAGCUCAAGUGCUGGCUUAUAGGGUGUUUGUAUAGCCAUGCUCAUGGGUCUAUUUCUCUAAUUUUGCAAUACCGGACUCGAGUUGUCUGGUGUUUUCCAAAUAAUGAUUCAACAUUUAUGCCAUUCGUCAA
Molecule: messenger RNA, 3134 nt
Organism: Rhododendron vialii
Lineage: Eukaryota; Viridiplantae; Streptophyta; Magnoliopsida; Ericales; Ericaceae
Exons: 7
Coding region: 112-2475 (787 amino acids)
Molecular function (GO): RNA binding
Source: RefSeq, a predicted model, not a curated record